Blepharisma stoltei is the source of this 3486-nucleotide messenger RNA. The record is from the annotation of a GenBank genome assembly. NCBI's taxonomy places the organism in Eukaryota, Ciliophora, Heterotrichea, Heterotrichida, Blepharismidae.
AUGUACAAGCUUAAUAAAAUUAAAAUGCUAGGGAAAUUCAUUAAAUUUUGGCUUCUGCUCCUUUAUGGAAUAGUAUCGGGCCAAUAUCUCAAUGUUCCAAUUCUAUAUAGUCAAUAUACACCAAAGCCUGCAGUAGAUAUGAUAUGGAAAGAAUUUAAUUGUCCAGACAUCAGUUAUCCAUGAUGCUAUGGGAAUCCUUAUGCAUUUUUCAUGCCUUUUGAAAUAAAUGACGUAAAAGAUUUUGAAGAAUUCAUAUCAAACCAAGAUAUUAUUUUUAUUUUAGACAUCACUCUUUCGUCAGUAAUAAGCUCCUACAUCAGUUCGAAUACAGAAAUCUAUCAAUUUAUCCAUCUCGUUCUCGACUAUACUCCCUCUACUAUUCCAGCAUUAACUUAUUUUUCAACUAAUUAUAUCACUGGGUUCCGAGAUUCAGCCAUUUCUCUAGUAAAAUAUUUUGGCUUACAAAAAGUUGCUGUACUUUUGAGUCAGGGAAACUCAGAAAUGGAUUUUCGAGUAGCCUCUGAUAUUGAGGUAGUUUUUCAAGCUAUUCUUCCAGCUGAACUUUCUUAUGAAACCAUUUAUAUCAUUGUAUCUAAACAGAUUAAGCCACUUGGCAUAAAAACAAUUAUUAUUGCAACUGAUGAGUAUCUUUCUAAGCUAAUCCAGCAAGCCAUUUUAGAAGCUGAGAUGGAUAAGAAUGAGUAUGUCUAUGUUUUCAUCCAUCAAAGUGCUUAUACUGCUUAUCUUGAAGGAGCAUUUUUAAUCGAAGAUUAUGGAUGGAUAUCUAAAGGCUAUGUGAAUUAUGCAGCUGAUUUAAUUAAUAUCGCAGCUAGUUUUCCAAUCAGACUUUUGUAUUCAUAUCCUAUUACAGGGUCGUAUUCAUUAUAUACAUAUUACAGAGUUUUGAUCAGUAAUAUUAAUCUUUAUAGAUUCUAUUUUUUCAAUAUACAAGAUAGUGAAGCAAUUUUGUUAGGAAAUAUCGAUAAUAGGGUUGUUAACCCAUAUGGUCCAAUUACAUUCAGAGGAGGUGUGAUUCCUGAUAAUUCAAAGAUUAAACUCCCAAUAAGUAUUUCAGGUGGAUAUGCUAAUCCAGAUGGAUCUAAAUAUUUCUUUAAUGCAGAAUGUCAAUAUGGGUCAGUAAGUGCUGUAAAUGCUAUUAAUACAGAAUUUAAUAUUCUUGAGAAUUUUGAUCUUAUUAUAUACAAUAUAACAGAUUGUGGGGCUUCUUAUUUUGAUGGUAGUUAUGCAAGUAAAUGUUUUAGUAAGCAUAGAAAUGAUUUGGGCUAUUUUCAUGUCCCUUCUCAACAAAUUUCUAUGAUUGACGGUACUAUGACUGUUUUUAAAGCUUUAAAUAUUUCAGUCCCUGUAUUAGGUGUCCAAGCUUCAGCAUCAUUAAACAGUGAUUAUUUCCCUCAAUAUACAAGUGUGUCAUUUUCCAACACUUAUUCAGCAAGUGCCAUCGUAUUUCUUCUGGCUUCAUAUCGAAUUAAAAGAGUUUCGCUACUUUAUCUUGACAAUUCUUCAGGAAAAAAUUUUAAAAAUAUUUUUGUAAGCCAAGCAGAAGCGUAUAAAAUUGAAAUUUUAAAUAAAAAUCAAGCAAUUCCAAGUGAUUAUAAUGGGACUGAUAAAUCCAUGCUCCGAGAGAUCGUUGAUAUAAAAUCGAGAUAUGUUGUGAUAGAGGUAACUAAUACAGAAGUGUUUUCAGUAAUAAAUGGGUUCUAUGAAUUAGGAAUGAGAAAAGGAGACCUUUACUUAAUUUUUACAGGAGGCUUUAGUGUAUCAAACUCCGAUAUCGUUGAAAGUGAGCAUACACAACUAUUAGAAAUUGCAGAUGGAUCUCUUUAUAUAAGAUUUUUGUCAUUCUAUGGCUCAUAUGGAAAACAAAUUUAUUCAAAAUUUGAGCAAGAGUAUGGGCUCGUAAAUGAUUACAUGUGUCUAUUUUAUGAUGCAACUUAUUUAGGAGCUUAUGCAAUAGAUUCAAUGAUAAGCAGGGGAUUUAAUUUAAAUAGCUCAGGGAUUGAAGAAUGGAUAAGAAAAGUUCAGUUUAGAGGGUGCUCUGGAAAUGUCCAAAUAAGCAAAAGUGGAAACGACAGGUCUACUAUAAAGGUAGGGGUUUAUAAUCUGAAAUUAAAUAAUGCCAGCUGAGAUAUCACAUUAAGUGGAGUUUAUGACCCUACAAAAGCGAUAGUUUUAGAAGCUUUAGCUGAUAUUUCAUGAUAUACUGAAAACAAUGGGGUUCUUCCAAGUGAGAUUAUUGGGGAUGAUUUAUCUUGCCCAUUUAAGUCUGAUGAAGUAAGGUCAUUCCCAUAUGGAUACUUAAUUAUCGUUAUCAUUGGAGUUCCUUUUCUCAUUUUUGACAUCUAUUUUCUCUAUAAAAAUUUCGGAAGAAAAUUUUCCCAGCUUCAAUGUAAAACUGAAGAAAAUAUACUAGACACUUUGCAAUAUUUUAUAAUGUUAAUUGAAUGCUUGCAAUACAUAGCUAUUGGUCCUGAUUUUAAAGAUCUAUUUCCUGAGUCUUUUAAUAGAAUCACUAAAAUUUCAACACUAGAUCUACGGGGCUGGAAUCCAAAAUAUGAAUUCAAAAUUUGGUACCAAAUAACCUUAAUGGAGUCUUUUUUAGGCCUUUGGCUUGUUUUCUUGGUUUUAAGUAUUUUUGAGUUCUGGAGAAGAUGAAAAAUAUCGUUAAUCAUCAUAGUCAGUGAAAUUGGAAAAAUCUGCCUUCCUAUUAUAGGAGAUAUUUUAUUUUUGCCUAUGAUUUGGUUUUUAUUGCUGACUUUUCAAUGCACAGAAAGUAUCGGCGAUAAGUUUACAGAGAGUUUUCAUAAUCAAGACUGCACUGUUUUUUGCUGAAAAGAUGACCAUGCGAAAUAUGUAGUUGGGUCAAUUUUUUCAAUUUUGGUUUAUUUACCUACAAGCUUAUAUUAUAGACCUGAUUUAAAAGAUAAUAUUGGAGAUAUGGUUUUUCACUUUAAAGAGCAUCCUUGUAAUUCAACUAUCAAAAGCUUUAUGCAGAUUCUUUUAGUAAUUCUUAAUGUUGCAUUGCUGCCUUACUCUGAUACUGCUCAUGCGGUCUGCUUUAUUUUUAUUAUUGGAGUUUUUGGGGUGUUUACAUUAUAUAGAAAGCCUUAUAGCUAUGAUAGAGCUUCUCUAUGGUAUAGCUUAUUUAUUUUUAGUUGUGCUUGGCUUUGAAUUUGCUGUGAGUUUGCAAGAAUUAAUGUGGUUUUUGGGGAAUGCAUUUUGGCGGUUGGCUGGCUUUUGCUAAUUGCUAUUGGAGUUAUUUACCAAAAACGAAAACUUCCUUCAUUUUUGGAGACUCCGAAAGGGCAAGAUAUUUUGAGUCUUUUUAAGUUUCAGUUAUCUAAACUAUCACCUUCAGAAGCUGGAAUUCGGUCUUCAGCAGUUUAUAUUUAUGUGGACAAUAGUAGUGAAGAUAUUGGGAAGAGUGAUAUUUAUAGUGAAAAUUCUUCUUUAAGAUUUUUGCGUUAA